Molecule: messenger RNA, 536 nt
Organism: Cokeromyces recurvatus
Lineage: Eukaryota; Fungi; Mucoromycota; Mucoromycetes; Mucorales; Mucoraceae
Product: Cullin binding-domain-containing protein
Exons: 2
Coding region: 112-468 (118 amino acids)
Biological process (GO): positive regulation of ubiquitin-protein transferase activity; protein neddylation
Cellular component (GO): ubiquitin ligase complex
Molecular function (GO): ubiquitin-like protein binding; ubiquitin conjugating enzyme binding; cullin family protein binding
Source: RefSeq, a predicted model, not a curated record
AAAAAAAAAAAAAAAAAAAAGAAAAGAAAAAAAACAAAAAAUUGUAAUCACGUUAUUAACUUUCAAUAUAUAGAUGACCAAAAAAAAGACUCGAUCAACGUGGAUGGUACUAUGGAAUUAUGUCAAGAUCUCGGUAUUGAGCCAACACAACUUGAAUUUUUAUUACUGUCACAUCAAUUAGGAUCUGAAAGAAUGGGUGAAUUUACGCGUGAAGGAUUCAUCAAAGGAUUCUUUCAAUUAAAAGUGGAUUCUAUCGAAAAAUUAAAAAGAGCCUUGAACACAACUUUGAAAGAACAAUUUCAAACAGAACAAGGUUUUAGAAAGGUUUAUAAUUAUGCCUUCUUAUUUGGUAGACAAACAGGACAAAAAAAUUUAUCUUUAGAAGCAGCGAUUGAAUUAUGGAGAUUGUUAUUAAGUAGUCAUAGAUUUAGUUUAUUAGAAGAAUGGAUAAAAUUUUUAGAAGUAUAGAAUUUUGUAAACAAAAAUACAAGCUAGCUUAUUGACACCUUUUUUUUUCUAGGAAAAACAUGGCAAAG